UUUACAGUUCAUAUGGACAGAGUUUGAACACAAGCCUUUAUGUUGGUGAAACGCUAUUUAGCAUUCUUAUUUGUGUUGCGGGUUUAGUUUUGUUCGCACAACUUAUUGGCAACAUGCAGACCUAUCUGGCUUCUACAACAGCAAGACUUGAAGAAUGGAGGGUGAAACGAAGAGAUACAGAGGAAUGGAUGAGGCACCGACAAUUACCUCCAGAUCUUCAAGACCGUGUUCGUCGUUUUGUUCAAUAUAAAUGGCUUGCUACAAGAGGAGUAGAUGAAGAAGAAAUAUUGCAGGCUUUGCCCUUGGACCUCCGACGUCAAAUCCAAAGGCAUCUCUGUCUUGCCCUUGUUCGCCGUGUUCCUUUCUUCUCACAAAUGGAUGAUCAACUUCUAGAUGCAAUAUGUGAACGUCUCGUCUCAUCCCUAAGCACCAAGGACACAUACAUUGUUCGGGAAGGAGAUCCAGUGAAUGAGAUGCUUUUCAUCAUUAGAGGCCAGCUUGAGAGCUCCACAACUAAUGGUGGACGGUCUGGAUUCUUCAACUCCAUUACUCUCAAACCCGGUGACUUCUGUGGUGAGGAAUUGUUAACGUGGGCCUUAAUGCCCUCCUCAAACCUAAACCUUCCAUCCUCAACCCGAACCGUCCGAUCCCUUACUGAAGUCGAAGCAUUCGCACUUCGAGCAGAAGACCUCAAGUUCGUCGCAAACCAAUUUAAACGUCUUCAUAGCAAGAAACUACAACAUGCUUUCCGAUACUAUUCCCACCAAUGGAGAACUUGGGGGGCUUGCUUCAUACAAGCCGCGUGGAGGCGCUUAAAAAGGAAGAAGUUGGCAGAUGAAUUGUCGAGACAAGAGAACUUAUAUUAUAUGCAACUUUCCGAUGGAGAGGGCAAUAAUGGUGACGAUUAUGAGGAUAGUGGUGGUGAAAGCCCAGCAAUGGACACCAGCGUACAACAGCUCAGUGCUACAUUCUUGGCCUCAAAAUUUGCUGCAAAUACUAGAAGAGGGGUUGCUCACAAAGUGUCAUUGGUUGGCCCUCCUGCAAUGCCAAAGCUGUUUAAGCCUGAUGAGCCUGAUUUCUCUGCUGAUUGAGAAAGGCUGUUUUGAUAUAGAUUAGAUAAUUUUAGGAGAGAGGAUACAUGAUAAACAAACAAAAUAUUUCAUUUCAUGUGCAUUUAAGUCUGUGAUGAUUAAUUGUAAUUCGAUUUUUUGAUCAUUGCUUGCCAGUGGUGGAAUCAAGAUUUUGACUCAAUUGGUGUCAAAUUAGGAACUAA
Molecule: messenger RNA, 1273 nt
Organism: Camellia sinensis
Lineage: Eukaryota; Viridiplantae; Streptophyta; Magnoliopsida; Ericales; Theaceae
Source: RefSeq, a predicted model, not a curated record